UAACGACUUUGUCAAUCACACCGCAUCUUACUAUGUAUAUAUGUAUGUUAGCAUCCGUGAUUAACGAACGAUGGAGAUGAGCUUACCCAACCACUGCUCUCUCCGAACCCCUUCAUCACCCCACCAUCGUCGUUCCCGCUCGCGGCGAGCGAGGCUCCGAACUCGGCGGAGUGCGCCGGCCCCAGCGGCGGCGGCGGCGGCGGCGGAGGAGGAGGAGGAGGAGGCGGUGGAGAUUAGGGUUUGCGUGAACCGGACGUGCGCGCGCCAGGGCUCGCGCGGGGUCCUCGCGGCGCUCGCGGGGCUGGCCCCGGCCGGGGUCGCCGUGGCCGCGUGCGGGUGCCUCGGCCGCUGCGGCGCCGGGCCCAACCUCGCCGUGCUCCCGCGCGGCGCCCUCGUCGGCCACUGCGGCACCCCCGCGCGCGCCGCCCAGCUCCUCGCCGACCUCUGCGGGCCCCGCUUCGACCCCCGGGCGAAUCUCGAGGCGCUCGCGCUGAGGAAGAAGGGGGAGGACGAGCUCGAGCGGGGGAGCCCCGCCGAGGCCGAAACCCUGCUCUCCCAGGCCAUUGAUCUAAAUCCUUCUGGAGGCCUGCAUUUUAUGUACAGGAGCAGAUCUGCUGCGAGAUUGGCAAUAGGGAACAUUGCUGGUGCUCUUGCAGAUGCCACUGAAGCAUCUAAAAUCGCUCCCGAUUAUCCGCAGGCUUAUCUAUCACAAGGCGACGCAUUCCUUGCUAUGGAGGAGUGGGAUGCUGCAGAGAAAGCAUAUUCAACUGCUUUGCAUCUCGAUCCUUUGCUUCGUCGUUCCAAAUCAUUCAAGGCUCGUGUUGCGAAGCUUCAAGAAAAACUCACCACCGUGAGUGCUUCGUCGUGAUUUCUAGCCAGAGCAUGCGAUUCAAACACGGAAAUCCGGGCAAGGCCAUUAAGCUCUGAGGAGCAUCGUAGGAGCAUGUUUCUCAUGUUACCUGCGGGUAUCUUUCUCUUGUGAAAUAUGAUCAUUACCAAGUUAGAUUUUCUCAUCCCAUGAUUCA
Molecule: messenger RNA, 1025 nt
Organism: Ananas comosus (pineapple)
Lineage: Eukaryota; Viridiplantae; Streptophyta; Magnoliopsida; Poales; Bromeliaceae
Exons: 5
Coding region: 71-868 (265 amino acids)
Molecular function (GO): protein binding
Source: RefSeq, a predicted model, not a curated record